Messenger RNA from Rhincodon typus (whale shark), 903 nucleotides. It is a transcript of the gene supt3h, whose product is annotated as SPT3 homolog, SAGA and STAGA complex component. Bases 1 to 888 code for a protein of 295 amino acids. The transcript has 9 exons. The record is from RefSeq and is a predicted model, not a curated record. Gene Ontology annotation, biological process: transcription by RNA polymerase II. NCBI's taxonomy places the organism in Eukaryota, Metazoa, Chordata, Chondrichthyes, Orectolobiformes, Rhincodontidae. Gene Ontology annotation, molecular function: transcription coactivator activity.
AUGUCAACUGGCCAGAUAGUUGUUGCACUGUCUAUGGUGACGUCUAUGAGAAAAUUACGCCGAUUGUUAAGGCAUAUGAGUCUCCGGGAUUUUAAGUCCAAAAUUAUUAAGGGUGUUGAAGACGAGGAUGUUAUUGAAGCAGACAAAUCCAACAGCAGUAUAAACAAGCGCCAAAAACUCUACCAAGAAUUCCUCAGCUCCAUUGACCAAACAGGGGAGCUGCUGGGUAUGCUUGAGGAAGAUGAUGCUGAUGAAGUCAAACAGGAGCGGCUGGAGAGAGCUGAGCGCCAAACUCGAAUGAUGGAUUCAUCCCAAUAUGCAGAGUACUGUGAAAGCCGCCAGCUGAGCUUUGCCAAAAAACCAACAAAGUUUAAGGAUUGGUUGGACUGCAGCAGUAUGGAAGUGAAGCCUAAUCCAGUUGCUUUGGAGAUCAUGGCAUACCUAGCACAGGAGACAGUGGCCCAGCUGGUGGACCUCGCCCUUUUGGUGAAACAGGACAUGGCUGCUAAAACUGGAGAUCCAUUUAAUAAUGCCAAAUCUGUGACACUUGCACAUCAUAAUGCUGCAUUACCUGAGAUACAGUUUCAAGUUCAGCCCAUUAGUUUGAAGAGCAAUCCUGACUCACCAGAGAAUACACCCCCGUCAACACCAACAACCCCUGCAUCAGCAGCACAACACAUUGUGUCCAAGACACAUUCAGGAAAUUUGGGGAAUGGAGGCAUGGGGCAAGAUUCCAGCAAUACUAAAGCUAAAGCCCGCAAGAGAAAAAAGAGUGCUGCAGCUUGUGGUCUAGAGACUCACAGUGAUGCCAUACAGCCCAGCCACAUCAGAGAGGUGAUCCGACGGUACAGCCACAAAAUUGGCCCUCUUUCCCCAUUCACAAGUUGAAGACGUUCAAGAGAA